UUUCCCACCAACACUGCAUGCAGGCGGUGAAUGUGGCUAGUGUGCACCUGAUGGGGAUAUGAUCACCAAGAGGGCGGAGGUUCUAUGAAUAGACCGAGGUGAGUGCGACAAGUUCUACUCGUCAGCGACGUUCGCUCUAAGUGUUGAUCCUCGAGUGAGACCGUAUUCGGGAGUUAAACGUUUCUUAUGACUAGCGCUCGGCAGCAGUUACCAGUGAUUAUGUUCACCAGAUGACUACAAGUUACCCUGGCCGUCUUUUGAGGGACAGCACGGCAAGACGAUACCUCGGAAGAGCAGUGAAGUGAAUAAAUCAAACGGAUGACGUACUUCCCAGGGAUACGAGCGAUCCCGGUGGCGCUGUUGCGUCUGCUGCUGGUGGUAAUUCUUCGGGAAUCUGGAGAACACUACUAUGAUGCCUCCUCCAAGCUCCUCAACCAGUACGACUUUAUCAUCGUGGGAGGAGGAUCGGCAGGAAGCGUACUGGCGGCAAGACUGUCUGAAAUUCCCCAGUGGAGGGUACUUCUGCUGGAGGCUGGAGGUCCCCCUCCUCCAGAGAGCCACGUCCCAGGUUUCAACCAGCUCCUCCUCCAGGGCGACGCAGACUGGAACUACUUCACAACUCGACAGAAGAAAUCCUUCAAUGGCUUCACAGAUAAUCGCAUUCCUUAUCCACGAGGUCGCGUCAUCGGCGGGUCAUCAGUCAUCAACUCUAUGUUCUGGGUGAGAGGGAACAGAAGGGACUUCGACAACUGGGAGGCCAUGGGCAACCCUGGGUGGGGAUACAAGGACGUUGAUCCCUACUUCAAGAAGUUAGAAGACUUCAGAGGCAAAGUCAACGCGAAAACAGCCUCUAUACACGGGUAUGAUGGACCAGUGACGGUGGAGAACAGAGUUUGGAGAACCCCGGCGCUGGAGGGGUUCUUGAGGGCCGGCAAACAAAUGGGGUACGAUAUAGUGGACCCUAGCGACCCAGACCAGAUAGGUUUUUUUGAGGUAGAUAUCACCGCAAAGAAUAGCGUAAGAUGGUCCACAGCCGAUGCCUAUAUCAAGCCCUCAGCCUCUAGACCCAACCUACACGUCGUGCUCAAUGCACACGUCACUAAGAUACUCUUUGAUGACUACAAGAGAGCAAUUGGAGUCCGCUUUGAACACAGGAGAAAGCUGAAGUCAGUGUACGCUCGUAGGGAGGUGUUAUUGUCUGCUGGGGCCAUCGGUUCACCCCAGAUACUGAUGUUGUCAGGGGUGGGACCUGCUGAUCACCUUUACCAACACGGAAUCCCCGUAUUGGUAAACGUUCCAGGAGUGGGCCACAACCUGAAUGACCACCCUUACCUCACCGGCCUCGCCUGGACCACCAAGAACGGAUCAUCAUACAACAUCCUGGACAUCGUCCACCCCUUAACCCUACAGAAAUACAUCCACAAAAGAGACGGUGAGUGAAGCUUAAUUUACACG
Messenger RNA from Cherax quadricarinatus, 1455 nucleotides. NCBI's taxonomy places the organism in Eukaryota, Metazoa, Arthropoda, Malacostraca, Decapoda, Parastacidae. The record is from RefSeq and is a predicted model, not a curated record.